AGGAGGGGACUGUGAGUGUGGAGGAGAGGGGCCCAGUAACUGUGUAGGCGUCUCUGGGGUUUGAGGUCAGUUGUGUGUGUCUGAGGGUGUCCCAAGCCUGGAGGUAAAAGCCUAGAUUCAGGGGGGCUGGAAGGAGUGGCAAGUGGGGGGUGAAUCAUCUUGUAUUGAGGGGCAAUGGGAAGAGGGCAGCUCCCCGCUCCUCCAGAAUGAAGGGAGGCACUGCACUGGACCCUGGAGAGAGCACCUUGGGAAGCCACAGCCCAGCUGGUCAGUGGGUACAACCUCACCAUGAUACCACGGCAGCCCAGAGCCACAGCACACAUCACCCAUCCUCCUAACAGGCAGCUCACCAUGCCCACUGAGUACACACACCUGGCAUCUGUACAGCACAACCAGCCCCACCCACAUCUGGAUGGGUGGGGGCUCUGGUCCCAUACACACCAGGACCUGGGCCUUGAGGGGACCCUCCUCACCAACAUCCUCUACAGAAACGUGGCCUUCCUCAAUCUGGUGGACCCCAUCUCCCAUGAUCUACUUGUGAACCUGGCCCGGGACCUGCAGUGCCCCAAAACGGACUAUGAGCUCUGGAAGUCCUCGGACAAGAUCUGCCGGCAGCUCAUCUACCACCUCACCCCUCACUCCAAGCAGCAGCGAAGGUCCAGCCUGCCCCGAAGGAAGAUCCAGAGCUGCCUCAAGAGCAGCCUCCAGAAGACUCUGCCAGCAGGGGAGACCGUGAACCUUUCUGGAAUCCCGCUGUCGGCGCAGGACGUGCAGCACAUAAUGUGCUACUUGGGCAGCCAGGGCACGGGGCUCGCGGUGCUGGACCUGAGCUUCAAGGAGCUAAGUGAUGAGCUGCUGGGCCUGCUGCUGCCCAGCCUCUGGGCACUGCCCCACCUCACCCAGCUCCUGAUCAAUGGCAACCGGCUGACGUGGGCCACUGCCCACGAGCUCACCGAGGCAGUCAAGGACACCACCAAGUUCCCCGCGCUGGCCUGGGUAGACCUGAGUAACAACGUGGAUGUGGCCUCGCUGCCUCAGCCCCUGCUGGUCGGCCUGUGCCGACGGCUGAGCCAGCGCACCUCGCUCCCCACCAUCUAUGAGGGCCUGGACCUCGAGCCUGAGGAGCGCAAGCCUGAGGAUGGUGGGGCCGUGGCCACCACCGCUGCCUCCACCUGGGGCUCUGCAGCUGCUGGGCCAGGACCCGAGCCCCAGGCCUGCUGCACCAGGUGACCUGCCUCCUACCACUGGACUGACAAUGCUCCCAAGCACAUAGGAUAGAAGGUGAUGGAGACCCUGGAGGUCCUCCAGGCCCCCAGAGAUCCAGUGCAAAUGCUCAGCUUGGGAUUAAGGAGAUGGAAGGAGAAUGAGCUCAUCAGAGGCUAGAUGGUCAGCCCAGAUGGCGGUCUCAGCCUUCCCUCAGCAGGAGCCUGGCACUCACUGUGCAUACCCCACAAUAAAGGGUGAUGCCCCCCUC
This is a messenger RNA of Ceratotherium simum simum (southern white rhinoceros), 1474 nucleotides long. NCBI's taxonomy places the organism in Eukaryota, Metazoa, Chordata, Mammalia, Perissodactyla, Rhinocerotidae. The record is from RefSeq and is a predicted model, not a curated record.